Helobdella robusta is the source of this 498-nucleotide messenger RNA. RefSeq lists its product as hypothetical. The transcript is spliced from 3 exons. The coding region runs from base 1 to 498 and encodes 165 amino acids. NCBI's taxonomy places the organism in Eukaryota, Metazoa, Annelida, Clitellata, Rhynchobdellida, Glossiphoniidae. The record is from RefSeq and is a predicted model, not a curated record.
AUGGUGAACAGUCAGUCGUUGGAGGUCAGCAAAUCGUUAGAGGCGAAGGUCGCCAAGGUCGAGGGGGACCUCAGAAUGUAUCAGACACUGCCUGGCAACUGGGAUGUUCAUAAAGGAUGUCCUGCCAGAAAAUCUUCUGCUGAUCGAGAACAGUUUGCAUGGGCUGUUCCUCUGAAAAUCAAAGAGGCCGCAGUCAGGUCAGCAAUACGAAUCCUCCAAGCCAAGCAACCCGUUACUACAACCACCACGACUGCUUCUGCUGUAGCUACUGCAGCCGCGGCUGUUACGUCUGCUACAUCUAUGGCUUACUGCAGUAAUGUCUCAGUGAUCUCAACUCAACUGUCACUAGCUACAACAUCAUCGUCGUCGUCGUCAUCAUCUUCGUCGUUGUCGUCGUCAUCACUGCCUACAGGUGUAAGAACUUUUGUAAGGUCGGUUGAUAGGAACUUGCUUGACAGGGAGAGCUGUGAUAUGUUUUCUCUGCUUAUGGACUUGUAA